Callithrix jacchus (white-tufted-ear marmoset) is the source of this 2368-nucleotide messenger RNA. It is a transcript of the gene GLTP, whose product is annotated as glycolipid transfer protein. NCBI's taxonomy places the organism in Eukaryota, Metazoa, Chordata, Mammalia, Primates, Cebidae. Gene Ontology annotation, biological process: intermembrane lipid transfer; ceramide transport. Gene Ontology annotation, cellular component: cytosol; membrane; cytoplasm. The record is from RefSeq and is a predicted model, not a curated record. Gene Ontology annotation, molecular function: ceramide 1-phosphate binding; ceramide 1-phosphate transfer activity.
UGAGCGCUCGGCUACUGGGGCGCAGCGCCGGCGGAAGUGGUGACGCUGGCGUCCCCGGAGCCUGCAGCGGGAGGCUGUGACGGCCCCGGCGCUGACGGCGGCGGCCCGGGGGGCGGCGUGGACGCCCGCGGCGCCGGCUGGGGCAUCACCGCGGGCCUCGACCCCGAAAUGGCGCUGCUGGCCGAACACCUGCUGAAGCCGCUACCGGCGGACAAGCAGAUCGAGACCGGGCCCUUCCUCGAGGCGGUGUCCCACCUGCCGCCCUUCUUCGAUUGCCUUGGGUCCCCAGUGUUUACUCCCAUUAAGGCAGACAUAAGCGGCAACAUCACGAAAAUCAAAGCGGUGUAUGACACCAACCCAGCCAAGUUCCGGACCCUGCAGAACAUCCUGGAGGUGGAGAAAGAAAUGUAUGGAGCAGAGUGGCCCAAAGUUGGGGCCACACUGGCGCUGAUGUGGCUGAAAAGGGGCCUCCGUUUCAUCCAGGUCUUCCUUCAGAGCAUCUGCGACGGGGAGCGGGACGAGAACCACCCCAACCUCAUCCGUGUCAACGCCACCAAGGCCUAUGAGAUGGCCCUCAAGAAGUACCACGGCUGGAUCGUGCAGAAGAUCUUCCAGGCAGCGCUGUAUGCAGCCCCCUAUAAGUCCGACUUCCUGAAAGCACUCUCCAAGGGGCAGAAUGUGACAGAGGAGGAGUGUCUGGAGAAGAUCCGCCUCUUCCUAGUCAACUACACGGCCACCAUCGAUGUCAUCUAUGAGAUGUACACCCAGAUGAAUGCGGAGCUUAACUACAAGGUGUAGUCAUGCCCACCGCUGGGCACACCCCUGCCUUGAGGCCACACGGAGAAACAGGCAAACCAGAAUCACUGUGAAUCAAGUCGGCGGCUGCCCCUGGCCUGUGUCCCCCAGAGCAGCCCAGCGUCCUGCCAGAGUCUGCAGGGGCAGCCCUCAUUUUUUAAAAGUCUUUUUUUGUUUUGGUCUAUUCUAAAGGACCCGUAAAUAACGAUCUUACUUCCAAAUCUCCUUGGAAUUUCACGACAGCACAGACUGACUUAUGCCUUCAGUUCAGCGUGGUGAAAAUCGAUUAACGCUUCUAAUGAAUCAAGUCCUAGGGUUUUUUGGUUUAGUUUUGUCGCCAAUGAGGAACACAACUCUAGGGGAGUGAUGUGACCCACCUCACUUUAAAAAUAAGCACAUGAUGGCCGGGUGUGGUGGCUCCAGCCUGUAAUCCCAGCACUUUGGGAGGCAGAGGCGGGCGGAUCACCUGAGGUAUGGAGUUUGAGACCAGCCUGACUAACAUGGUAAAACCCUGUCUCUACUAAAAAUACAAAAAAUUAGCCGGGCGUGGUGGUGCAUGCCUGUGGUUCCUGCUACUUGGGAGGCUGAGGCAGGAGAAUUGCUUGAACCCGGGAGGCAGAGGUUGCAGUGAACCGAAGUUGCACCAUUGCACUCCAGCCUGGGCAACAAGAGCGAAGCUCCUCAAAAAAAAAAAAAAAAAAAGGCGGUGGAUCACUUGAGGUCAGAGUUCGAGACUAGCCUGACCAACAUGGUGAAACCUGUCUUUACUAAAAAUACAAAAUUAGCCAGGUAUGGUGGCACACACCUGUAAUCCCAGCUUCUUGGGAGGCUGAGGCAGGAGAAUUGCUUGAAUCUGGGAGGCGGACAUUGUUGUAGCCAAGAUCUCGCCACUGCACUCCAGCCUGGGCAACAGGAGUGAAACUCCGUCUCAAAAAAAAAAAAAAAGCACGUGACCUUAUAUGAGGCUCUCGCUGUAUUGCUAUUUUGGUUAUUUUAAGGACUAUGAAGAGUUUGAUUUGAAAUUAUGCAGGGUCCCUAUGUGGGUUUUUUUUUAAAAAAAAGCAAACUGAUGUGUAUUCUCAUGUGGUUUGCACAGCCCAGCCUCACAGCACCGUUAUAAACCCUGCUCUUUCUGUCUUUUGCUAGACAGGUUUUGUUUGUUUGUUUUUACAGGUGAAACCAACCAGCAAGCCCUUGAUGACCAAGAGGCGUUUCUUUCUAAGCUAUAGGGCACAAACAAUUGACCAUAGGUUGCUAGGUUUGCAUUCUUCUGCAGAGUUAUUUCCUUCAGGGACACAUUUUCCAACCUAAGAAACUACCUACUGUAUGUACUCUCUUGACGGGGAGAGAUGAACCCUUCAGCUGCUAAGACCCAAGAAAACGCCUCACUGCCUUAACCUUAACUGUUCUUCCUGGCGCUAAAAAGAGCUGUAUUUUUUAAAGUGCUGGGGCAAACAAAGCAACCCCAAAAGAAUUGAUGUGUGUUUUAAAAAAAAACCCAAUGAGGAACAAUUGGUGAUUUUUAUGUAGAAACUAAAUAAUCCUUAAUAAAUAAAUCUAUUUUGGAAUCACA